Dermatophagoides pteronyssinus (European house dust mite) is the source of this 783-nucleotide messenger RNA. Its product is annotated as V-type proton ATPase subunit B-like. The record is from RefSeq and is a predicted model, not a curated record. Lineage: Eukaryota; Metazoa; Arthropoda; Arachnida; Sarcoptiformes; Pyroglyphidae.
AUGCGGAUGCCGGUGAGCGAAAACAUCCUCGGGCGCGCAUUCAGCGGUAGCGGCGCGCCGAUGGAUAGCGGCCCGCCGAUUGUCGCAGACGAUUAUUUGCCGAUCGACGGGUCGUCGAUCAACCCGGCGUGUCGCGCGUUUCCGCGCGAAAUGCUGCAGACGGGCAUUUCCACCAUCGACGUGAUGAACAGCGUGAUCCGCGGGCAGAAACUACCGCUGUUCAGCGGAUCGGGGCUGCCGCACAACGAGAUCGCCGCGCAAAUCUGUCGGCAGGCGCAGUUGGUUGCGGGAAAAGACACUGCGGACCACCACGAAGACAAUUUCGUGGUGGUGUUCGGCGCGAUGGGCAUCACACUCGAGACCGCGCGGUUUUUUCGCCAAGACUUCGAAAAAAGCGGCGCGAUGGACCGCGUGGUGCUGUUUCUAAACCACGCGAACGACUCAACAGUCGAGCGGAUCAUCACGCCGCGCAUGGCCUUAACGGCGGCAGAGUACUUGGCCUACGAGCGCGACAUGCAUGUGCUGACGAUCAUGACUGCCGGACUUGACGGGCUACAUCACGGAGGGACAGAUUUUCGUAGAUCGCACCCUGCACAAUCGACACAUCUACCCGCCGAUCAAUGCACUGCCUUCGCUGUCGCGGCUGAUGAAGUCGGGCAUUGGCGAGAAGUACACACGUGUCGACCACCCGCAGGUGAACGAUCAGCUGUACGCGAACUACGCGUACGCAGAGGACGUGCGCACGAUGAAGUCCGUGAUCGGGGAAGAAGCGCUGUCGAGUGA